AUGGCCAUACCAGGAUCUGUGGCGCGGGAGCUGUUAAUAAUGGUCACGUUGAAUUCCACUGGACUGAGCCGACCAUGUAUUAUGCGUAGGAACGCUAAAUACAACUUGAAAACAUACCACGGCCUGUUAUUUUCCCUCGGCGUUCGUCCAAAAAUGAUUGACGAGGGCCCCGCGCCGAAAACGGACGACGAGGGAACAAUAACGGGUCGCGUUCUAUGCCGACGCCAUUACGGUUGCCGCGGCAAA
Molecule: messenger RNA, 246 nt
Organism: Iphiclides podalirius (scarce swallowtail)
Lineage: Eukaryota; Metazoa; Arthropoda; Insecta; Lepidoptera; Papilionidae
Source: the annotation of a GenBank genome assembly